AUGGCUGGUAACCCCGAGUUCCUGGUGGAAGCUCUGAAUAAUUUGACACCGGAGCAAUGGGGUGCUAUUUCCGACGCCUGUGACCAGUGCCUAAAGAUCGUCGGCAAUCCAUCAUCUACAUCCUCACGAUCUUCGACUUUCAUAAUCUCCACACCGUCGAACAUUGAACGUUCGAUGCAUUCACAACCCGGCUCUACAGUUGCUGUUUCCUCUAUGCCACACCUCAGUUCCAGUAUCCCUGUUAUCUCAGAUCCCGUCGCGUACGAUACCCUGAAGCGAAAGCUCCAAGAAAUUCAAGAAUCCGCGAACAAGGAGUCGAUACCUUUUCCGCAUCUUGAUCGUGCGAUGAAAGCCUAUACAAGUGGACGGCGUGAUUCUGUGUCCAAGGAGGUACCGACUGGGAAGAUUCGCACUAGCAUGUGA
Messenger RNA from Desarmillaria tabescens, 423 nucleotides. RefSeq lists its product as uncharacterized. Bases 1 to 423 code for a protein of 140 amino acids. The record is from RefSeq and is a predicted model, not a curated record. Lineage: Eukaryota; Fungi; Basidiomycota; Agaricomycetes; Agaricales; Physalacriaceae. The transcript has 3 exons.